Messenger RNA from Rotaria sp. Silwood1, 285 nucleotides. The record is from the annotation of a GenBank genome assembly. Lineage: Eukaryota; Metazoa; Rotifera; Eurotatoria; Philodinida; Philodinidae.
AUGAAAAAUUUAUAUAAGAAAAGUCAUCAAGAUCUUAUAUCGGAAGAUAUCACAUUUGUUGGUCAUGAGAAUGGUGCAGUAUCAGUGACAUUGGUACAAAUUUUAUCUCAAAAGAACGAUCGCAAUGAAUUGGAAAUGCUUGUUGGCUCGGUUUCUCUUACUCGAUGUCCAUCAGGAGGUUCUUAUUUAUGUCGUUCACAUUGGGAACAACAUAAAGAGCAAGUCAAAACAGCUUUACAAUAUAUCUACGGAAAAGAAGCAGAAAAAGAACUAUCCUACGAAUAA